Molecule: messenger RNA, 3812 nt
Organism: Anguilla anguilla (European eel)
Lineage: Eukaryota; Metazoa; Chordata; Actinopteri; Anguilliformes; Anguillidae
Product: protein NLRC3-like
Exons: 15
Coding region: 406-3777 (1123 amino acids)
Source: RefSeq, a predicted model, not a curated record
AUGUUCAGAGCAGAAAUGCUGUGUGUCUGCUUACGUGAUGAUAUGAAGAAGUCAUAAGAGAAAAGCAGGAUGGCUGUAGGAUGGUGUUUACUCUGCUCCUGUUGUCUGUCAUUGUGAAACAAAGUAUUUCAAACUCAAACACCAAUUUAAAGGUGUGAAGAAAGAAGAGGGAGUAAAAGAAGGAAUAAAAGAUCAGAAGACUGUACUGCAUGAAAAUGCCAGGAGGGCAGCUGUUUCUGUGAUGCUGGAACCACCACAUCUGGCACCAUCCAUCUGGCACAGUCAAAGUCGCUUAGAUCACACAUCUUGCCCAUUCUAAUAGGCUAAUCUGGGUUGGAAGCCACUUGUGGUCCAGUCUGGUCUGAUGUGUUCCCAUCUCCUUAAAUAGGGGGCGCUGUUUCUAAAAUGAGUCUCUCAGAGGAGCCAGAGACCAAAGGAGGAUCCAUCAGCACUGAGAGGAAGAGGGUCCAGGCAGAGAGAGCUGGGUCACCUGUACCCAGCUGUCUGUCCAUGAAGAGCGAUCAUUCAAUGGAUAAACCAGUCCGAUUCAAAGGAGACAUCACUGGUGAUCAAAGGGUCCAGGCAGAGAGAGCUGGGUCACCUGUACCCAGCUGUCUGUCCAUGAAGAGCGAUCAUUCAAUGGAUAAACCAGUCCGAUUCAAAGGAGACAUCACUGGUGAUCAAAGUGUCUGGGUAGAAAGAGCAGGGUCACCUGUACCCAGCUGUCUGUCUAUGAAGAGCGAUCAUUCAAUGGAUAAACCAGUCCGAUUCAGAGGAGACAUCACUGGUGAUCAAAGGGUCCAGGCAGAGAGAGCUGGUUCACCUGUACCCAGCUGUCUGUCCAUGAAGAGCGAUCAUUCAAUGGAUAAACCAGUCCGAUUCAAAGGAGACAUCACUGGUGAUCAAAGUGUCUGGGUAGAAAGAGCAGGGUCACCUGUACCCAGCUGUCUGUCUAUGAAGAGCGAUCAUUCAAUGGAUAAACCAGUCCGAUUCAGAGGAGACAUCACUGGUGAUCAAAGGGUCCAGGCAGAGAGAGCUGGUUCACCUGUACCCAGCUGUCUGUCCAUGAAGAGCGAUCAUUCAAUGGAUAAACCAGUCCGAUUCAAAGGAGACAUCACUGGUGAUCAAAGUGUCUGGGUAGAAAGAGCAGGGUCACCUGUACCCAGCUGUCUGUCUAUGAAGAGCGAUCAUUCAAUGGAUAAACCAGUCCGAUUCAGAGGAGACAUCACUGGUGAUCAAAGGGUCCAGGCAGAGAGAGCUGGGUCACCUGUACCCAGCUGUCUGUCCAUGAUGAGCGAUCAUUCAAUGGAUAAACCAGUCCGAUUCAAAGGAGACAUCACUGGUGAUCAAAGGACACUGUGGCCACUCGAGUCCCGCUCAAAGUGUCCCCAUAAACAGUCUCUCCUGCGCACUCUGAUGAAGCUGAAGAAGGACGAAAAGCUGAAACUUUUUCAGAGCCAUCUGAGUCAGGAUUGCCCAGAAUGCAUAAAGAGUCUGCCUGAAGAUCCUUCUGCACUGGUUAAGUUUAUGAAGAUGAAGGAAUUGUUCAAAAGUCAUCGAAUUGAUGAUUACCCAGAAUGCACUGAGAGACAGCAGGAGGAUCCUGAGGUCCUGUACAUAGUUGAAAAGAUGCUGGAGACCUGUGGCAGUGAGAGGUCUCUGAAGAUCACACUCCACAUCCUGAGGAACAUGAAGCAGAAGGAUCUCGCCGACUCACUGGAAAGAGAUGAGCAGCACGAUGAAUCCAUGAAAAGAGCCCAGCAGGCACUGAAAACUCAUCUGAAGAGGAAGUUUAAAUACAUCUUUGAAGGUUUAGCAAAUGAGGGCCGCCCAACCCUCCUCAAUGAGAUUUAUACAGAGCUCUACAUCACAGAGGGGGGAAGUGGGGGGGUCAAUAAUGAACACGAGGUCAGACAGAUUGAGAUAGCAUCCAAGAGACAAACCACACAGGAAACUGCAAUCCUCUGUAAUGACAUCUUUAAGCCUUUACCUGGACAAGAGAAACCCAUCAGAACUGUUCUUACAAAGGGCAUCGCUGGCAUUGGGAAAACCGUCUCUGUGCAGAAGUUCAUUCUGGACUGGGCAGAAGGAAAAGCCAAUCAGGACAUUGAUUUCAUCUUCACCCUUCCUUUCCGAGAUCUGAACUUGAAGAACGAAAGAGCAUUCAGUCUGAUGCAACUUCUGCAGCACUACUUUCCACAACUGAAAGAGAUCAAAAGUGUUGAAGGUGAUCAAGUCAAAGUUUUAUUUAUCUUUGAUGGUUUGGAUGAGUGUCGACUUCCUCUAAGUUUCCGAAGCAAUAAGAACUGCUGUGAUAUAACAGAGUCAUCAUCAGUAGAUGUGCUGCUGACCAACCUCAUUAAGGGAAAUCUGCUUCCCACUGCUCUCCUCUGGAUCACCUCCCGACCAGCAGCAGCCAAUCUGAUCCCUCCUGAGUGUGUUCACCAGUUGACAGAGGUACGAGGGUUCAAUGACCCACAGAAGGAGGAGUACUUCAGGAAGGGAAUCAGAGAUCAGGAUCAGGCCAGCAGAAUUAUCUCACACAUAAAGUCAUCCCGGAGUCUCUACAUCAUGUGUCACAUACCAGUCUUCUGCUGGAUUUCUGCUACUGUUCUGGAGACAAUGUUGGGUAAAGGAGAGAGUGGAGAUCUUCCCAAAACUCUGACUGAAAUGUACACACACUUCCUUCUCAUUCAGACUAAUGUGAAGAAUCAGAAGUAUCAUGGCACUGAUGAGACAGACCCAAAGAUGUCAGCAUCAGAUACAGAAAUCAUCCUGAAACUGGGGCAGCUGGCUUUUUUACAGCUGGAAAAGGGCAAUCUGAUAUUCUAUGAAGAGGACCUGAGAGAGAGUGGCAUUGAUGUCAGCGAAGCCUCAGUGUACUCUGGGGUGUGCACAGAGAUCUUUAAAGAGGAGUGUGGGUUGUACCAGGAGAAGGUCUACUGCUUUGUGCAUAUGAGCAUUCAGGAGUAUCUGGCUGCCUUGUUUGCGUUUCAUUCAUGUGUAAAUGAGAACAGAAAUGUUCUCAAAGGAGAAGAAUCAAAACCUCACAGUGCCAGAGUGCAGCUGUCUAAGUUGCACAGGGCUGCAGUGGAUCAGGCCUUAGAGAGUAAGAAUGGACACCUGGACCUUUUCCUCCGAUUCCUUCUUGGCCUCUCUCUGGAGUCCAUUCAGUCGCUCUUAGGAAGACUACUGACACAGACAGGAAGCAGAUCUGAUGGAGGAAGACACAAACGAAACUCAAUUUCUUCAUUUAAAAGACUACUAUCAAAGACUGAAAGCAGAUCAAAGAAUAUUGAGAAAACAGUCCAGUACAUUAAGGGGAGGAUCAGAGAGGAAUCUUUAGCAGAGAGGACCAUCAAUCUGUUCCACUGUCUCAAUGAACUGAAUGACAACUCGCUAGUAGAGGAAAUCCAGAAUUCCCUGAGAUCAGGAAAACAUUCUGAUAAAAAGCUGGAACCAGACCAAUGUUCAGCUCUGGCUUUUGUGUUACUGAUGUCAGAGGAGGUCCUGGAUGAGUUUGAAUUGAAGACCUACAACACAUCAGCAGCAGGUCAUCAGAGACUGAUACCAGUAAUCAGGAACUGCAAGAAAGCCAUACUGAACAACUGUGAACUCACACAGACGUGCUGCAAUAUUGUGGCCUCAGCUCUACAGUCAUCAAACUCACCCCUGAGAGGUCUGGACCUCAGCUACAAUAACCUGGGAGAUUCAGGAGUGGAGCUGCUCUGUGCUGGAUUGAUGAGUCCAAACUGUAAACUACAGACACUGGGGUGAGUAGUGCUGUGUACUGUGUGAUUUUAACUAAACAG